AUGGCUCUCUCCUGUUGCUUGCUGGCCGGCACCCGGGCGGCAGCCUCCCCUUCCUUCCCAUCCUCCGCUGCCAUCCGCCGGCGGGAGCACCGCCCCCUGACCGUUUCCGUGGUCCCGCUCUCGCCCUCUCAGCAAUGGCGCCACGGCCUCCGCUUCUGCUGCGCCUCCUCCACCUCUUCCUCACCUCCGCCGCCGGCACCGCCCGAGGAGCCCGACGACUACGAGCUAUUGGACACGACUGGGAAUUGUGACCCUCUAUGCUCGGUUGAUGAAGUUAGCUCACAGUACUUUGAAGCUAACUACAAACCAAAAAAUGAUCUUCUAAAAGCUUUAACUAUCAUUGGCGCAGCCUUGGCUGGGGCAGCCGCAAUAAACCAUUCCUGGGUUGCUGCUAAUCAGGACAUUGCAAUGGUGUUGGUCUUUUCUAUUGGCUAUGCAGGUAUCAUUUUUGAGGAAUCACUAGCAUUUAACAAAAGUGGAGUUGCGUUAUUGAUGGCUGUCUGCCUAUGGGUUAUCAGAAGCAUUGGGGCUCCCUCGACUGAUGUAGCUGUUCAAGAGUUGAGUCAAACAACUUCUGAAGUUAGUGAAAUUGUGUUUUUCUUGCUUGGUGCAAUGACUAUUGUGGAGAUUGUUGAUGCACAUCAAGGUUUUAAGCUAGUGACUGAUAAUAUAUCUACUCGAAACCCAAAAACUCUUCUGUGGGUGAUUGGUAUUGUAACUUUCUUCGUGAGUUCGAUCCUCGACAACCUGACUUCCACUAUUGUGAUGGUGUCUUUGCUUCGGAAACUAGUACCUCCAUCAGAAUACAGAAAAUUGUUAGGUGCUGUUGUUGUAAUAGCAGCAAAUGCUGGCGGUGCAUGGACACCAAUUGGUGAUGUGACAACCACUAUGUUGUGGAUUCAUGGUCAGAUUACAACAUUGAAAAUAAUGCAGGGCUUGUUUAUUCCCUCAGCUGUUUCGUUGGCAGUCCCACUGGCUCUGAUGUCCCUCACCAGUGAAGCAAAUGGGUCGUCUCAGAAAUCUUCCGACUUGCUGUCAUCAGAGCAGAUGGCUCCUCGGGGACAACUUGUAUUAGGUGUUGGAGUUGGAGCAUUAGUGUUUGUUCCCAUCUUUAAAGCUCUCACUGGCCUGCCACCUUUCAUGGGUAUGCUACUUGGUCUUGGGAUUCUCUGGAUCCUGACAGAUGCAAUACAUUAUGGAGACUCUGAAAGGCAGCGGCUGAAAGUUCCACAAGCACUAUCACGGAUUGAUACACAGGGAAUUUUAUUCUUCUUAGGUAUUCUUUUAUCAAUUGGCAGCUUGGAAUCUGCAGGGAUUUUGAGGCAGUUAGCAAAUUAUCUUGAUGCCAAUAUUCCAAAUGCUGAUCUUAUUGCUAGUGCAAUUGGUGUGGCAUCAGCAAUUAUAGACAAUGUUCCACUUGUUGCUGCAACCAUGGGGAUGUAUGACCUGACUUCAUUCCCUCAAGACUCGGACUUCUGGCAGCUUGUUGCAUUCUGUGCGGGUACUGGUGGUUCAAUGCUUAUCAUUGGCUCCGCAGCAGGCGUUGCUUUUAUGGGAAUGGAGAAGGUGGAUUUCUUUUGGUAUUUUCGCAAGGUGAGCGGUUUUGCCCUUGCAGGUUAUGCAGCUGGUAUAAUCUCUUACCUAGCUGCUCAAAAUCUCCAUCUAUCCCUUCCCAGUUCGCUGGCUGAGAUCCCUUUUAUUUCGGGAUCAUAA
This is a messenger RNA of Miscanthus lutarioriparius, 1713 nucleotides long. Lineage: Eukaryota; Viridiplantae; Streptophyta; Magnoliopsida; Poales; Poaceae. The record is from the annotation of a GenBank genome assembly.